GCCCACGCCUGGGCUGUGCUGAUUGGCCGCUCGCGGCCAGCCCCGGGGCCUGGGCCGGCAGGGUCCUCUGCCCAGCGGAAAGUUUUCCCGGCCGGGAGGAGGUCGGCGCUUGGAGACUCUGAGCCAGCGGCCCCGGAGGCUGCAGGACUCUGGGCGGCCAUGGAGGAGCCCCCCUUGCGAGAGGAGGAAGAGGAGGAGGAAGAAGAGGAGGAGGGGGACGAGGCUGGGCCCGAGGGGGCUCUGGGCAAGAGCCCCUUCCAGCUGACCGCCGAGGACGUGUAUGACAUCUCCUACGUGAUGGGCCGCGAGCUGAUGGCCCUGGGCAGCGACCCCCGCGUGACACAGCUGCAGUUCAAGAUCGUCCGCGUGCUGGAGAUGCUGGAGACGCUGGUGAAUGAGGGCAGCCUGACGGCGGAGGAGCUGAGAAUGGAGAGGGACAACCUCAGGAAGGAGGUGGAGGGGCUGCGGAGAGGGGCCUCGGCGGCCAGCCCCGAGGUAAGCCUGGGACCAGACAAGAUGGUAGUUGACCUGACAGAUCCCAACAGACCACGCUUCACUCUACAGGAGCUGAGGGAUGUGCUACAGGAGCGCAACAAACUCAAGUCCCAGUUGCUGGUGGUGCAGGAGGAGCUGCAGAGCUACAAGAGUGGCCUGAUUCCACCAAGAGAAGGCCCAGGAAGGAGAGAAAAAGAUGUUCUGGUUGCCAGGACCAGCAACGCCAGCAGUGACAAGGAAGAGAAGACAAUCAUAAGGAAGCUGUUCUCUUUCCGAUCAGGGAAGCAGACAUAGAUUGAAGGCCACGACUAAGGCAGCUGUUCUCAGACUCGAGAAGACAACCCACCAAGACUUCCAGAAUCAUCUCUUCGUGCCACGCAUACACACUGUACUUGCUCUUUUGUUUCCCCUCAAAGCCGUCUGAGAGGAAGAGGUGAGGUUCUCUCGUGACCGUUUCCUCCCCGGCUGCAGAACUGGACACCCGCGAAGGCCUGGCCGGGGCAGGUGAAGCGGCACAAAGAAGUCAAGCCGGCAUAAGGGAAGUGCAACGGGGCCCCCCUCCUGGCCCACUUCAGCCUCGCAGGGGCCUCCAGCGUGCGGAUGUGUGCUCUGCUCCUCUGGUCCCACAGAUGACCCUGGUCUUUACCGUGUGGCAGCCAAAUACAUCAGCCCAAAGGGAGAGGGGAGAAGAGAACACAGGAAAAUGUGGUAUUGACUUUCCAGUGACGAUUUCACUGAUAUUUAGUGACUAUUUGAUUUUGCUAACAUGACUUUCUUUACAUGAUUUUAUAUUAAAGUAAAAUGACUUUUAUACUUUC
Molecule: messenger RNA, 1313 nt
Organism: Ceratotherium simum simum (southern white rhinoceros)
Lineage: Eukaryota; Metazoa; Chordata; Mammalia; Perissodactyla; Rhinocerotidae
Gene: RILPL2
Product: Rab interacting lysosomal protein like 2
Biological process (GO): cilium assembly
Cellular component (GO): cytoplasm; ciliary basal body
Molecular function (GO): small GTPase binding; protein dimerization activity; dynein light intermediate chain binding
Source: RefSeq, a predicted model, not a curated record